AUGCCCGCCUUCGACUCAUCAACAGGUGCCGGCAACGCCAGCGAAAGCGGCGCUGCGCAGAAUGAGUGGCACGAGGACACACCCCAUCUCCCAUCCUUCUACUCACCUCGGACACAAGCCCUCGAGCGCCCGGCCCCCCAGAGCGAUGACAAGACGCAAACUUCCCAAGAGCCCGAUGUCGACGAAUUGCCCAGUCUAGCUUCCACGCCCCUACGACCUCACGACCCCGCCUUCACCACUCAACCGCCGCCCUCGCUGCUUUCGCCCGCCUUCACACCCCCGGCGACCCCAGGUACAGCGACACCCACCACCGAGGCCGCCCCGCGCGGAGUGCCCGUCGACAGUUCCAUCCCUACCGGAGGCUGCGGCAGCAAGAAGCCACGCCUUCUCGAGACACUGCCCAAAGUGCAAUGCAUUGUGCGCGCGCGGAUUCCGACCGUCGCCGGGACCGAAAUGUUCCUUCACCUCUACACCGGGCGAGACCGAGAUGGACCGCAUGGUCCCGGCGCAUACACGGGCCGCCUGUUCCCCGGUCGCACAACGAGCGGCAUGGCCAGCGGCACUGGCUCCACGCCUGACUCCGCAUCCAAGGAGCAGGGGGAGGAGGCGCCGCCUGCGCCGACGGGCCCUCCGCUCGUGCGCAUCCAUUCCGAGUGCUACACCGGCGAGACGGCGUGGUCGGCGCGCUGCGACUGCGGCGAGCAACUCGACGAGGCGGCGCGGCUGAUGAGUCUGCCGGGAAACCACAAUGGCGGAAUCAUCAUCUACCUGCGACAGGAGGGUCGCGGUAUCGGCCUGGGCGAGAAGCUCAAGGCGUACAACCUCCAGGACCUAGGCUCCGAUACCGUCGAGGCCAACCUUCUGCUGCGGCACCCCGCGGACGCCCGCAGCUACGGCUUGGCGACGGCCAUGUUGCUUGAUCUGGGCCAGGACGAAGUGCGAUUGCUGACGAACAACCCCGACAAAAUUCGCGCUGUCGAAGGGCCGAACCGAGAGGUCAGGGUGCGGGAGAGGGUCGCCAUGGUGCCAUUGUCUUGGAAGGGCAAGGGUGGGUUCAAAAGCGAGGAGGUGGAGGGAUACCUGAAGACCAAGAUCGAGAAGAUGGGCCACAUGCUGGAUUCGGGCACGGUGCCUUCUUGAGAGCGAUCCUCAGGUCAAAGGGAACAUAGUUGGAUUGGGAGCAUUUAGCAUUUUGAUGGAGUUUUGCGGCAGCCCCGUUUGGGGCGCCUUCUUUGGCCUGAUAGACUUGCACAUGACAGGCAAGUGAGAGGUUGUACCAAUGAAACAAGCUU
Messenger RNA from Verticillium alfalfae VaMs.102, 1292 nucleotides. Its product is annotated as GTP cyclohydrolase-2. Gene Ontology annotation, molecular function: GTP cyclohydrolase II activity. Gene Ontology annotation, biological process: riboflavin biosynthetic process. The record is from RefSeq and is a predicted model, not a curated record. The transcript is spliced from 3 exons. Lineage: Eukaryota; Fungi; Ascomycota; Sordariomycetes; Glomerellales; Plectosphaerellaceae. The coding region runs from base 1 to 1140 and encodes 379 amino acids.